AUGACUUCUGAGAAAGUUGAAACUGUUGUUGCUGGAAACUACUUAGAAAUGGAAAGAGAAGAAGAAGGUUCAAAGUCCACUACUAGCAAACUGUCUAGGCUCUUUUGGCAUGGUGGUUCUGUCUAUGAUGCUUGGUUUAGUUGUGCUUCUAAUCAGGUUGCACAAGUUCUUUUGACAUUGCCAUAUUCGUUUUCGCAACUCGGGAUGUUAUCUGGAAUUCUAUUUCAGAUUUUUUAUGGACUAAUGGGAAGUUGGACUGCUUACAUUAUCAGUGUUCUUUACGUCGAAUAUCGAACUAGAAAAGAAAGAGAGAAAGUUGAUUUCAGAAACCAUGUUAUUCAGUGGUUUGAAGUUCUUGAUGGACUUUUAGGCAAACAUUGGAGAAAUCUUGGACUAUUUUUCAACUGCACUUUCCUUUUGUUUGGAUCAGUAAUUCAGCUAAUUGCUUGUGCAAGUAACAUAUACUAUAUAAAUGACCAUUUGGACAAGAGAACGUGGACCUACAUAUUUGGUGCAUGCUGUGCAACAACAGUUUUCAUCCCCUCUUUCCACAAUUACAGAAUUUGGUCAUUUUUGGGCCUAGUUAUGACCACUUACACUGCAUGGUAUAUGACCAUAGCUUCUUUAGUUCAUGGACAGGCUGAGGAUGUGAAGCACUCUGGCCCAACCAAAUUGGUUCUUUACUUCACUGGAGCUACCAACAUUCUCUAUACUUUUGGUGGACAUGCUGUUACAGUGGAAAUUAUGCAUGCAAUGUGGAAGCCACAGAAGUUUAAGAUGAUAUAUCUAAUUGCAACUCUAUAUGUGAUGACAUUAACUUUGCCAUCAGCAGCUGCAGUAUAUUGGGCAUUUGGAGAUGAUCUUCUCACUCAUUCCAAUGCUCUCUCCUUGCUUCCUAGGACAGGGUUUAGAGAUUCCGCUGUCGUUCUCAUGCUCAUUCAUCAGUUUAUAACAUUUGGAUUUGCUUGCACACCUUUAUAUUUUGUGUGGGAGAAAUUUGUUGGAGUUCAUGAAACCAAAAGUUUGUUCAAAAGAGCAUUGGUUAGGCUUCCUGUGGUAGUUCCAAUAUGGUUCUUGGCAAUAAUAUUCCCAUUCUUUGGCCCCAUUAACUCAACUGUUGGAUCACUCUUGGUUAGCUUCACAGUUUACAUAAUUCCUGCCUUGGCUCACAUGGUCACCUUUGCUUCAGCAUCAGCCAGAGAGAAUGCGGUGGAGAGACCACCUUCGAUUUUAGGAGGAUGGGUAGGAUUGUACUCAUUGAAUGUGUUUGUGGCUGUAUGGGUUUUGGUGGUUGGAUUUGGAUUAGGAGGAUGGGCAAGUAUGCUUAAUUUUGUACACCAAGUUAAAACAUUUGGACUAUUUGCUAAGUGCUAUCAGUGUCCACCUCACAAGGCCUAA
Molecule: messenger RNA, 1398 nt
Organism: Vicia faba (fava bean)
Lineage: Eukaryota; Viridiplantae; Streptophyta; Magnoliopsida; Fabales; Fabaceae
Source: the annotation of a GenBank genome assembly